Messenger RNA from Necator americanus (New World hookworm), 8613 nucleotides. RefSeq lists its product as uncharacterized. Gene Ontology annotation, biological process: proteolysis; molting cycle, collagen and cuticulin-based cuticle; DNA integration. The record is from RefSeq and is a predicted model, not a curated record. The transcript has 23 exons. Gene Ontology annotation, cellular component: plasma membrane; cytoplasmic vesicle membrane. NCBI's taxonomy places the organism in Eukaryota, Metazoa, Nematoda, Chromadorea, Rhabditida, Ancylostomatidae. The coding region runs from base 1 to 8613 and encodes 2870 amino acids. Gene Ontology annotation, molecular function: zinc ion binding; aspartic-type endopeptidase activity; nucleic acid binding.
AUGUCUACGCUCCGUGGCUGCAAAGCACGCUUGACCAACGCGAUCAACAAUUUGACGCGGCUGGUCAACUCGGCGAAUUCCAACUACCCAACCGUCUUCCGUUCGGACGCCCACCCGGCAGUACAGCUCCGCACUCUCCAGCGUCGAAUCGAGGACAUGGGAAACGCUAAGAUCUCCAUUGAAAUAGCAUUGGAGACAUUCCAACAGCGCCAUGAACAUGCCAUAAGCUUUAUCGAAAACCAACCGAACGCCAUAGAGCUUAUGGAUGCCUUUGACAUCUACUGGCGCGAUCACAAAGGUGACGAAAUGGAACCAACCGCAACCGCUACCAUCUUUGCCCUAGACGAUCUUAUCCGCAAGGAAACCGAACUUGCGGAUAUGCUUCGCACCACCAUAAGCGCAUCCACCACACCACAAUAUAACCCUACUAACACCACUGAUGAGCCGAUGGAUGUCACAUCCAUCAGAAACCCUACCCUAACACCACCGCAUAUGUCCGGAGGCUCAUCACCACCAUACCCUGCUGCGGAUACCAUGAAUGUACAACUCCGCAAGGUAGAGCUGCCUACCUUUGAUGGGGAUUUCUCCACCUAUUACGAUUUCUGGGCCAAAUUCAAGACCGCGGUCCACGACAAUCCAUCCCUAUCCACCGCUGCCAAAUUUAUCCAUCUUAGUAGCAGCCUUAAAGGUAGCGCCGCACUUGUUGUACAGGGGUACGACAUAACCAAUCCCUCCAACUACCACCUAGCCAUUGAAGCCCUACGCAGACGGUAUGACCGUCCGCAGUUCACCCAUAAUUUCUUUUUGCAGAAAUUAGAGAACUUGCCAGCGUCGUCUGCCGCCGCUUCAUCGCAGAGGGACACGUUAUGCCAGAUCCAAGCAUGUAUCCUGCAGCUCAACCGCUUCGAGGACACGUCAACAUCGCUAUCGCUCAAGAAGCUCAUUCGCAGCAAAUUCCCACGAGAGACUCAGCUGGAAGUGAACAGGAUGGAACACCGGUCAGGUACGAUUUGGAAGAUGCAUGAGUUUCUUGCGGGUAUUGAUGUGUUUAUUCAAGAACUUGAGAAGCUUGACGAUAGCCACUGUCCUCCACUUAGCCACGAUCAACCCUAUUCCGCAUUAUCCACCACAUACCGCAACCGCUCACCAUCUCCAGAACCACUUUAUGAUCCGCAUAGAUGUUGUUUCUGCGGGUCGAGGAGCCAUCGCUCGACCCGCUGCACCACAUCUAUGCAGACCUACGUUCGCCGUAUGAUAGUCCGGAACCUGAACCUCUGUUGGAAAUGUGUCCAACCAGGGCACAUGGCCAACUCUUGCCGGGCUCCGAACUGUCGUUACUGCCAACGUAACCAUCACACCAUACUUUGUUCGUAUUCAUCUGUUUCGCGUUUUUCUCGUGAUAGGUCUAGGCGUUCUAAUGAUAAUCGUCGUAAUAGUCGUAAUAGUGUUCGUUAUGAUCGAUAUACUUAUCGUUCUCCCCGCGGACGGUACCCUUCUAGGGAAUCGUCCCGGGAAAGAAGUUCUUCACGCUAUUCCUCUUCAUCGUACGAUUAUCCCUAUUCACCAUCUAGGCGCCAUCCCCGCGAUAGAGACUACCACCAUCAGUCUCAUCGCAACCAUUCUCCCUAUCGUAGAUCUGAACGUGAUUCAGAGCGAAUGCGCCACCGCAACCAACGCCGCCACUCACCGUCUCCAUCUUCAGCACCUUACGGGGUCAGAUUUCGUGCUAAUCCGCGCGAUAGUCUCUCACCCGUACGCCGCAGAAACCAUUCCAGCCCAGAAUCCAGUAGCCAUGUCGCCGACACGGACGACGAGAUGCGUAACGCUCUUGAUUGCCGUCCGGUCGACGACCCCACCACCCUUACCACCUCAUCCAACCACCAACGCCCUCUUCUUAUGACUGUUAAGGCUCACAUUCGUAAUCCUAAGACGAAGACCCUUGAAACGGUCAACGUCAUGCUGGAUUCAGGAGCCCAAAACAGCUUCAUAAGCAACGCAGCCACUAAGCGCCUAUCCCUUAAACCCUACGACCACAAGCCGCUGACCGUCAUCGGAUUCGGAGGUCAUCGUUCGACCCAAGAAUCCGGUACAGUCGACGCCACCCUCUUAGAUGCCGCAAACAAACCAUUCCCCGUAACCCUACGAACUCAGGAAGUUCUAACUUCCCAGUUCAAACCAUAUCGUCUCAGUAAAGAAGACAAACACGCACUCCGCACAUUCCGCAUUAACCCAGACAGCCUUACCAUCAGUCGCCACGUUACGCCAGAUAUCCUGCUGGGUAUCGACUACUUCUGGGAGGUCCUGAAAAAGGACUCACCGAAGCAGCUACCCUCAGGAUUGAUGCUCAACCAUCUAACCACAUCACCAUCUACACCACAUCGCUCUGAAGACGACAUCACCCGCCUAUGGGACCUCGACCGUUUAGGCAUAACCGAGGAUCCCGAUCCCUCUGUCGACAAGGAAGAGGACGCACGGAUCCUGAAACGUUUUCAGGAUACCGCCCAGGUGAUUGACGGCUACUUGCACGUUCAAUUUCCCUGGAAGUCAUCCCAUCCUCGCCUUGCCGACAACAAAAUGUUAGCCCUUAAGCGUCUUCAGAGCCAAUACCGUUCCUUCCAAACCAAACCAACCCUUUGGAAAACAUAUACCGCAACCUUUACGGACUACCUGGAGCAGGGCAUAAUAGAGGAGGUCGACGAGCACCAGUUCGACGACCACAGAGUCUAUUAUAUCCCGCAUCAGGCAGUCAUAAAGGAAACAUCGGCCACCACUAAAUUGAGAGUCGUGUUCGAUGCGUCCUCCCACUACAGAGGCGCACCGAGCUUAAACGACUGUCUCCACUCUGGCCCCGCAAUCCUACCAGACAUGGUAGGAAUCCUCCUCCGUAGCCGCUUAACACCCUAUCUCCUUAUUGCCGACGUAGAGAAGGCUUUCCUCCAGAUUCGUUUACAACGUAAUCAACGGGAUGCCACUCGUUUCCUUUGGCUUCGCAACCCUAACCUACCACCAACUGCGGAUAAUCUUCGGAUCUUCCGGUUUACCCGCGUACCAUUCGGUAUAACCGCAUCACCAUUCCUUUUAGCCGCAUCCAUACUGUAUUACCUCCAUCUUGAACCAUCGAAGCCGCUCCACAAGGAGAUCGAGGACAACAUCUACGUCGACAACAUCCUUCUUAGUGCCUCGUCCGAGCGACAAGCCAUUAAGAAGUACCGCUCUUCCAAAUCCCUAUUCAACUCCAUGCACAUGAACCUUCGAGAGUUCUUGUGCAACUCCAACACCGUUAACCAGUCCAUAGAGCCAUCUGAUCGAGUCAGGAAUCCAUCCUCCGUGAAGCUCCUUGGUAUUCCCUGGAAUUCACGCACCGACACCCUUCUCAUACCACUUAAAACCGCAUCCGCGAAUGUGUACUCGAAGCGCACAGCGCUCAGUGCAUGUUCAUCCACCUUUGAUCCACUUGGUCUUCUCACACCAUUCUUAGUGCCCUUCAAGGUAUUCAUCCAGGACAUCUGGAAGAAGGAAUACCAGUGGGACACUCCAUUUGACCAAGAGGACCAUCAGCGAUGGGACGAAUUGGUCCAGCAGCUCAAACAUCCGUUGCCACCAAUUCCACGUUUCAUCGCUUCCGCAAACCGCAACACCACUUAUGAGCUCGCAGUCUUUGGAGACGCCUCACAACGUCUCUUUGCCUGUUGUGCUUACCUUAUUAGCCGCUCACCAUCAACCACUUCUUCACAGCUAAUCAUGGCUAAGUCAUUGUUAGCAACGGCUAAACUCCAGAUGACUAUGCCACGAUUAGAGUUGCUCGCAUCCCUAAUAAGUGUGCGUCUAGCACGCUUCCUCCAUCACCAACUCCAUCUUAAAAUCCGCACUAUCCACUUCUUUUCUGACUCGAAGAUAGCGCUCCAUUGGAUCCACUCAUCUCGUCCACUUAAACGGUUCGUUCAGAAUCGAGUGAACGAGAUCCGCACCAUUCUAACCACUUUCCACAAGACAGACGUUCAGACGAAGUUCUACUAUGUGCAGUCAGACUCUAAUCCAGCUGACUGUGCAACUCGUGGACUUUCGACCGCUGACGCUGUCAACCACAUCUGGUGGCAUGGACCAUCUUUCCUUUGUUCUCCACAGUCGGAUUGGCCUAAGGCCGAUACGGACUUUGCCCUACCUCAGGAUCUUUGUCCUGAGGCGGAGCACGAGUUUCAGGCCCUUAGUGUCCUUCCGACACAACCAUAUGAAUCACCACUCCGUUUCCGUGCCACUAGUAGUUACCUUAAGCUCAUCCGUUCAACCGCGUAUGUGCUUAAGUUCAUCAAAGCCCUAUUCCUAAGAACCCGCAUCCGCAAUUACACCCUCAACCUAGCCACUGUUGUACUGUCCAAGGACGUUUCAGCCUCGGAGAUCACCAACGCGGAAACUCUCCUCAUUAUGGAGCAUUACCGCGAGGGCGAAUCCACGUUGAAACGACUACCAUUGGAUAAGUACAACGCUCACCGCGCUGCAGAUGGAUUGAUCCGAUGUCCGAAUCGAUUAGACCAUGCUCGGACUUCGUCUCAGUCAUCUGCACCUAUCCUUCUUAUUCCGGAGCACCACUUUGUCCAUCUUCUCGUUAUGUACCACCACAAAACCAGGUUCCAUUCAGGUGUUCAUGCCACAAUAGCCGCUCUCCGCACAUCAUAUUUCAUCCCUUCCAUCAAAACCACCGUCACCAGAAUCCUUCGGCUCUGCACAGUAUGUAGAAGAGCCCAAGGACACCCUUACCGCUAUCCUGAGAUGCCUAGUCUCCCUCCGGAACGAGUCAACCGCUCUAGACCGUUCCAGAAGGUUGGACUAGACUACUUAGGACCACUUUACUAUAGAGAUCAGCUCCAUUCUCAGGCCAAGAUUUGGAUCUGUCUCUUCACCUGUAUGGCAACCCGCGCUGUACAUCUCGAGUUAGUCCACAACAACACCGCAUUCGAGUUUUUACUCGCCUUUCGCCGUUUCAUUGCUCGCAGAGGCACUCCGGACCUCAUUAUCAGCGACAAUGCCACCACUUUCCGCUCAGCUAACGAUUCCCUACAAAGCACCAUCUAUAACCGCAAAGCCAUAGAAAAGAUAUCCACUCAACUCGCCAACCGCAAGAUCGAAUGGAGGUUCAUCACUCCUCUUUCCCCAUGGAAAGGAGGAUUUUAUGAACGUCUAGUCGGUCUCUUCAAAUCCGCAUUCAAAAAAGCCAUCAAACAUACCCUAUUACCACUUUCGCAAUUUCAGACCCUGGUUGCAGAAAUUGAAGCAGUGCUCAACUCCAGACCACUUUUAUCCAUCAGUGACACAUCAUCUUCACCCCACGUCCUUCGACCAAUAGAUUUCGUCUCACCGCAAGUGGAACUCCAAUUACCAUCUCCGCACCACAACCCUCUCUACAUCCCUCCAAACCGUCUUUCCGAAUGGUACAAGGAGACACUUGCCGUAUUGAACAACUUCUGGGACAUUUGGUACAAGGACUACUUAUCCGCAAUAUCCGCACGUCACCAACACCGUAUCCAUCAAGGAAGGUCCAGUCCACUCAUUCCAUCGGUAGGAGACGUUGUUCUCAUUGCCGAUAAGAAUGUUCCACGUGGACAAUGGCCUUUAGCCAUCAUAACCACUAUCCACCGCACCAAAUCCAACAUACCCAGAUCAGCCACUGUCCGCAUUGCAAACGGUCAUGAGUUGCAGAGAUCGAUCAAUCAACUACAUCCAUUGGAGAUUUCUGCAAAGGAAGACCCACGACCGAAGAAGAGCCGCCAACAACUGCAACCCACACGGAUCCAACCACCACGAGCAGCCAAACGGGUACUAGUUGGGUCCCACUGUCCACCGUCCAUGUAUAGCCACCGUCAUGUCGAGCCGCUGUUGUCGAGCCGCUGUUGUCGAGCCGCUGAACUAUGUAUAGCCGCCAUCAUGUCGAGCCGCUGUUGUCGAGCCGCUGCCGUCAUGCCUCACCACUUAACCCAUGUCGAGCCGCUGAACCCAUGUCAAGUCGUUGUUGUAUACGUCGAGCCGCUGCACAUCGCCGUCUCCUCCUAUUCAACGUCGUCUUCAUGGUCAACCACUUGUCGAGCGAACCAGUACAACACCACGAGUCGUCUACGUCGUCAUCAGGCAAGACCUUUGCCUGCGGGCAUACACCUGCCGUCCUGUAGGGUAGUCUUAGGACAUGUGGCUCACUGUUUCUUCUUCACAAAAAUACCUCACUACAACCUUAUGGAUGCGACAGAAUCGAUUAAAAAGGCACUAGAACCGUUGAAUGGUACACCGUACGGCUACAAGUCGGAGACGAACUAUGACUUCUUCUUCAGAUACCUUUGGAGUAACGUCGUACUUGACUAUCUGAUCUACAAAAGCAAAGGUGUACUCCAUAGUGAACGUGAGAGUCCAUUUCCAACGAAAGAAAUGCGAACCGUUGAAGAGGGGCAGCUAUUAGAUGAAAAAAGCGGAAAUGCCAAUGAUAAGGCACUUAACCGUCACUUCUGUGUACAAACAAAUACGAAUCAACUACCGAACAAUAUCCGUGAAAUAGCUUUAGUCGUGCUCCAAUUUCGUGCUGAAAUCGGUUCCGAAGUGAAUAUCGACGAUAUGAAACAAUAUGAACGCUCUAUCGUGGAUUAUUUUCAAAAAGAAUUCAAAAGCGAUUUGAUCUCAGUGAACGUGCUUACGGAUUCAUUUAUUACAUCAGAAAUUGUUCGAUCUGGUCUAACUCUUCUACCUUUUCUCGUUAUUGGAUUCGUCAUAAUGGCCACUUUCUCUAGUGUAACCUUUUCGAUAAGUGCCACAGCUCUGAAACAGAUGGAUAUCCACAAAAUUACUCUGGCAAUUAUGGCCUGCGUGUGUCCGUUCAUGGCCUGCGGUGCCACUCUUGGUGGGAUGUUUUGGGCUGGAUUUCGAUUCGGCUCCAUUCUCUGUGUCACUCCAUUCCUGGUGCUUGCCAUCGGUGUGGACGAUGCUUACCUUAUGGUGAAUGCUUGGCAAAGGAUCACAUCUCAUCGAAGAAAAAUGCCAAUAGACAAUGUGAACGUCGAAGUACGACGUCGAGUCACAGAGAUGCUGGUGGAGACAGGGCCAUCGGUCUCCAUUACUACUAUAACUAAUGUGUUAGCUUUUGGUAUUGGAGCACUUACGCCUACUCCAGAAAUUCAACUAUUCAGUAUAGGAAAUGCGCUCGCCGUUGUUGUGGACUUUAUUUUCCAGUUGACAAUCUACGCGGCCCUGAUGGCAAUCAUUGGUCGGCGGGAAGUCGAAAAAGAGCUCAUGAACAAACAAUUAGCUUUACAACAAGCAAAACCAGCCGAGAAAAAGAUUGACAUUGAAAAUGAGUCAGCAAAGAAGUCGAGAGUAUUGGACGUUUACUGUAACUUCAUCUCGAACAAAUUUGUCUCCUCUGCUGUCAUUGCGGCCUUAGCAGUAUACUGGUACGUUUCAAUCGUUGGGACACUUAACAUUAAGGCUGAACUUAGUCCAAGUAAGCUGUUUCUGGAAGAUUCAGAUUUGGCAAAAAUCUUUACGGCACGUAAAAAAUUCAUCACACCGUACUAUAGCGUAUGUUGGGUGCUUGUGAAAAAACCUGGUGACAUCUCGAAUAGGACCAAUGCUAGACGGAUACAUCAAUUGGUGGCAGACUUCGAAAAUUUGCCUAGUUCUGUUGGAUCGUACUCCACCAAAUUCUGGUUGAGAGACUAUGAAGAUUUCUUGAGACAAGCUGAAGAACUCGAUGUUCCGGAAGAAUUCGAAGAGCCAGAUACUGCCAUAGAAUUCUCUCAGAAUGGCAGUGCUAGAGUACCGGCAAAGACUGCAGAUGAAGGUGGGAACGAAUUGAAACAAUUCCUAGAAUGGCCAGAAUUCUCGUUCUGGAAAGGAUUUGUUCAACUCGAUAUGAAUGGAACAGGUCAAAACAAGAUUCAGGAACGAUUACAAAGUGACUCGAUUCUUUUCACGACUGCUUUCCAUGGCGAGGAGCUGGUCGAAUGGUCGAAUCGAGCGAUUCUUUUGAAUCAAUGGCGAAGCCUUGCUGACAAGUAUUCGGAUCUUGGAGUUUCGAUUUACGAAGACGACGCUAAGUUUCUGGAUCUAAUCGAGACCAUGGUGCCUGUGUCAACGCAAUCUGCACUGUUCACAUUUAUUUCCAUGUUUGCUGUUGCUGUUUUGUUCAUCUCUCAUCCUCCCACUUUGUUUGUUGCCACCCUCAGCAUCCUUAGCACUAGUAUAGGAGUUUUCGGGAUCAUGUCACUCAGAGGAGCCGAGUUAGACCCUAUCAUGAUGUCGGCCACAGUGAUGAGCAUUGGGUUCUCGGUGGACAUUCCGUCACACAUUGCCUACCACUACUAUCAAACUGGCAAAGAAUCUAAUUGUGUUCGGGAACGGCUUCAAAAGACCGUUGCUGCUGUAGGAUUUCCAAUUAUGCAGGCAUCGAUUUCGACGACAUUAUGUGUGCUCAGCUUAUUUUUCGUAAAGCUGCACAUGUCACAGAUCUUCGCCGAAUGCAUGCUCCUCGUUGUAUUGAUCGGCAUGAUCCAUGGCCUAUUAAUAAUACCUGUGAUCUUCAAUUUGCUCUCAGUAUUCCCAUCUAAGAAUAAGUCCCGAGUAUCAUCUCGAACCUAG